AUGGAAUUCAAAACAAUGUAUCAUCCUUCUGCUGGUCGUGAACCACUCCUUCAAACGUUUGAGGAGUUCGGCGUCAAUUCGCAUCCUGAGGAAGAGCUCCCUGUAGAUGAAGAGCCCUGGCGUCCUUUCUGUUCCCGCGGCGACUUUGAGUUUGCGGAGAUCGCACUCAAUGCCGCACUCAAUAAAUCACAAAUUAAUGCGCUCCUUGCGCUCAUUGGUCGCAUAUCGAGAGGAGAGAGCCGGUUUGUAAAACACGACAUCACCGUUCCUUACAAAAAAGAACAACGAGUGUAUGAGACUCAUGCGCUGCCUCUGUGGGACUGGGCUCUUGAUUUGUUAGCUAAUCCGCUGCUUGCUCCGCAUUUUGUCUGGGAUGCACAACGAGUUUUCAAGCACAACGGCAGGGAGGCUGAACACUUUUACAACGAGCCUUGGAUGGCAUCAACAAAUCAGAGUCGCCUUCCAAGUGACAUUAAGGCUGCUCCAUUCUGCUUCAUCCUGUAUGCGGACAAGACAAGACUGUCGUCCCACGGUACAGUAAAGGGAUAUCCUGUCGUGGUCCGUUGCGCGAAUUUGCCAGUUGGCAUACGGAACGGAGAGGGCAUCGGCGGUGGCCGUGUUGUCGGGUGGUUGCCAAUCGUAUCUGAAGAUGCAGACGAAGAAGGCAAGCCAGGCUUCGUAAACCUCAAGCGCGUCAUAUGGCACGAGGCAUUCUUAAAACUGUUGGAACUGGUCGCGCAACACUCAAAGUCUGGUUAUUCACAUACUUGCUAUGACAAGAUCGCACGCUGGUUGUUUCCCAUUAUUCUGAUACUUUCUGCUGAUUAUGAAGAACAAUGUAUGAUGUCUCUCAUUUGUGGCCACCAUAUCAAAUGUCCCUGUCCAGUAUGUCUUGUACCGCUCGAAGAACUUAGCGAGCUAUCAAAGACGUUUGCAUUUAGAACAGUGGAAGAAGCAAUAGCCGCACUCAAUGUUUACAAGGUCAGCAAAGCUCGAGGCGAGGAACUACUCAAGGCAUUAGGAUUGCGUGCUGUCGCGAAUGUUUUCUGGCUCAUUGCGCACUCUGACCCUCAUCAAGUCAUCAGUUUUGACCGCCUUCAUGCCCUCCAUCUUGGUAUGUGGAGGCACCUACUCGAGGAGUUGAAGAAAAUCCUCAAAGCGCUUGGACGUGAUGAAGAGUCAAAGGUCGAGAAACACACCAUCAUCCACAUUACCUUCAGUGAUGGUAACAAGAUGCAAGAUCUAUCCAAGCAAGCCUUCUAUUCUGCGGUAAACGUCUUGAACCAGAGGACCAGCCCAGAAGGGUAUAAACUUCUUCGCGUUAUUAGUAGCUAUCUGCAAUUGGAUAGCUAUAUUGGUCUCGAUGUGCAUACGUCAAGCACACUGGCAGCAAUUGAUGCUGAACUACUCGUUUUUGAUAGCGCACUCAAGGAAUACAUCGAAUGUGCUCUCAAUUCUCCCAUCGUAGGUCUCAAGCUUGACUGGGACUUUCCAAAGGCGCAUCUCUGGCAGCACGCAACUAGGGGCAUCCGAAUGAAGGGUGCAGUACACAACUACAGCACCCGUCCGAAUGAGAAGCUUCAUGGCCCCCUCAAAGAGGCCUACGAGCGCCAGUCAAAUGGAAAGGACGUCGCUGACCAGAUAUUGCGUGUUGACACGCGCAAAUUCGCAGCCAAAAUGUUGAGAGCGCACGUGGACGUGCUUGACGAGCGGCGCACAUUGGCAGGAGAGGGCAAUGAUGACGAUAAAGACCCGAAUCCUGUUGCUUUUGAGGGGCACAUCAAACUUGGUUCGAUGCAACAGCCUGUAGCCAUCCAAGACAUCGAGACCCAUGGCGGCCAAUUGGAUCGUGCGUUUCAAGGCUUUCAUAAGAAGUUUUCCGAUUUUAUCAACAACUCAUUACCGACGUAUGGAUAUCGACUGGAAAGAUGGGUCACCAUACCGACAAACUUCUUGAUUCGUGAACAUCGCUUUCUCAAAGUUCACUACGAGUCUACCAUCGACUGGAAGCAAACUACCGACUACCUUCGAUGCACUCCAGGCUUCCAUGGGCAACCGCGCUAUGACUGCGCACUUAUACAACUCGCCCAGGAAGUAUCAGUGUUUGUUCGCCUUGUUUUCAUAUUCAGUUGUCAGCUUCUGGAUGUUGGUUCCUUCGAGUUUGCACUGGUUCAGCCAUUCACUGCUGGCAUUGGUGCUUCUCGCAGGUCGGACCGUGAUCUACGACUUACUCGUGUCAAAGCUGUCCCAAGGGCAAGUUCGAUCUUCGUUCCAGUCCAGUCUUUCAUUCGUGGCGCUGUUUGUUUCCCUGAUCCUGAUCACCGAGAUGAAUUCCUCGUGGUCGACCACAUCGAUAGUGACAUGUUUGUGCGCAUGAAGUCACAUCCAGCAUGCCAGUGA
Suillus plorans is the source of this 2400-nucleotide messenger RNA. RefSeq lists its product as uncharacterized. Bases 1 to 2400 code for a protein of 799 amino acids. The record is from RefSeq and is a predicted model, not a curated record. NCBI's taxonomy places the organism in Eukaryota, Fungi, Basidiomycota, Agaricomycetes, Boletales, Suillaceae. The transcript has 11 exons.